This is a messenger RNA of Choloepus didactylus (southern two-toed sloth), 679 nucleotides long. RefSeq names its product myoglobin (gene MB). Gene Ontology annotation, cellular component: extracellular exosome. Gene Ontology annotation, biological process: oxygen transport. The coding region runs from base 84 to 548 and encodes 154 amino acids. Gene Ontology annotation, molecular function: heme binding; oxygen binding. NCBI's taxonomy places the organism in Eukaryota, Metazoa, Chordata, Mammalia, Pilosa, Megalonychidae. The transcript has 4 exons. The record is from RefSeq and is a predicted model, not a curated record.
CUCUAAGCCUCUUCCAGUUCCUGUCCUUCCAGUCCCUGGAUCGCAGAUGCCAGAGCGUCUUCCCCACCAGAUCCGACUGCGCCAUGGGGCUCAGCGAUGGGGAAUGGCAGCUGGUGUUGAACAUCUGGGGGAAGGUGGAGGCUGACAUCCCCAGCCAUGGACAAGAAGUCCUCAUCAGGCUCUUUAAGGGUCAUCCCGAGACCCUGGAGAAGUUUGACAAGUUCAAGCACCUGAAGUCAGAGGAUGAGAUGAAGGCCUCCGAGGAUCUGAAGAAGCACGGCACCGUGGUGCUCACCGCCCUGGGGGGCGUCCUCAAGAAGAAGGGGCAUCACGAGGCAGAGAUUAAGCCCCUGGCCCAGUCCCACGCCACCAAGCACAAGAUCCCCAUCAAGUACCUGGAGUUCAUCUCGGAAGUCAUCAUCCAGGUUCUGCAGAGCAAGCACCCAGGGGACUUUGGCGCUGACGCCCAGGGGGCCAUGAGGAAGGCUUUGGAGCUGUUCCGGAACGACAUCGCCGCCAAGUACAAGGAGCUGGGGUUCCAGGGCUAGGCCCCUGACGCCCCCCACCCCCACGCCCCUGGGACCCGGCACCCAGGGGAGGACAGGGGCUGAGCCUGAUGUAGCAACGUAGAGUUUGGUUUUGAGUGUCUGCUUUGUGACUGAGAGGCGGGAAGAGGAGU